This is a messenger RNA of Erigeron canadensis, 2774 nucleotides long. RefSeq lists its product as uncharacterized. Bases 124 to 2589 code for a protein of 821 amino acids. Gene Ontology annotation, molecular function: protein binding; calcium ion binding. The transcript has a single exon. The record is from RefSeq and is a predicted model, not a curated record. Lineage: Eukaryota; Viridiplantae; Streptophyta; Magnoliopsida; Asterales; Asteraceae. Gene Ontology annotation, cellular component: plasma membrane.
CCCUUAUUUUUCAUCCCUUUCCAACAUACGUUUCCUCCCUAUCCAAAACCGAAAAACAAAAAACCCCACAAUUUACAAUCCUAAAUAUCUCUAUUAAAUUUUUGUUUGCUUGAUAAUUAAAAAAUGGCGAGCAGCAGAAGAAAUAGAUCGGAAAAAGUAAGAAAAAUAUUCAAACAAUUUGAUUUAAACAAAGACGGUGGUUUAAACAGAGAUGAAAUGUCAGCCUUAGUUAUCGCGGUAAACCCCAGGGUUAAAUUCAGUCCUGAACAAAUCUCCGCUAUUCUCGAUGAAGUUUUCCGUACAUAUCAUGAUUUUAUCGAUAUCAAUACGGGUCUAACGUACGACGGUUUGUUACGUACGUAUGAUGACGGUGCUGGUGACGUGGACCGUGAUUUCAACGCCCUCGGCCUUGAUGCAAAACAAAUUGAUGACGUUGUUGAUGACGAUGAUGAAAAUAAUGACGAUGAAGAUCAUCAUGUUCGCGGUGAUGUAACGGAAGAACAAGCUUCCACGUCAUCAUCUGUAAUAAUGGAACGUGUUUCGUCGUCCGGGAACGCUACGCAUCCUCGGGCGACAGCAACCAACCAUUAUGGGAUUGUGUUUGAUGACACGUGGAAGCUAGUUGAUGAUUUGGAGAUUUUGAUCAAACGGUUGAAAGUAAAACAAGGGAAUAAUGGGGAAAAUGUGGAGGUUUAUUCGGACCCCGGGUGGUCUAGGGAGCUGGGCCCGGGGUCCGAAAGUGCAGGGGAAAAUGGUAAAAAAGUUGUUUGGGAAGAAAGUGGGAACGAUUACGCGGUUUUUGUAAAAGAGUUGGUUGCUUUGAGGUCUAGGGCGGAUGGGGCGAGGUCUAGGGAAGAGGCGUUUGAUGGACAUAUGGCCAUGGGUCGCCUUUUGUAUGAUCAAAUGUUGUUUAAGGAGGCGUUGUUGUGUUUCAAGAGGUGUUGUGAAUUGAUGCCGGCUGACGUCAGGCCGCAUUUUCGAGUCGGGAAUUGUUAUCAUAUGAUUGGGAGAUAUGGUGACUCGAAAAGUGAGUUUGUUUUGGCUUUAGAAGCCGCGGAAGCCGGAGGGACUCAAUGGGGUUAUUUGUUGCCACAAAUUCAUGUGAAUCUUGGAAUUUCGCUUGAAAGUGAAGGUAUGGUUUUAAGUGCUUGUGAGCAUUAUAGAGAGGCUGCGAUUUUAUGUCCUACACAUUAUCGCGCUUUGAAGCUAUUAGGGAGUGCUUUACUUGGUGUAGGAGAGUAUAAGGCGGCUGUUAAAGCGUUAGAAGAAGCGAUUUAUAUGAAGAAUGAUUACGCUGACGCGCAUUGUGAUUUAGCUUCUGCCUUGCACGCAAUUGGUGACGAUGAGAAUGCUAUUAAGGAGUUCCAAAAGGCGAUUGAUUUGAAACCGGGUCAUAUUGAUGCUUUGUAUAAUCUUGGUGGGUUGUAUAUGGAUAUGGGAAGGUAUCAACGGGCUUCGGAAGUGUAUACUAGGGUUUUGGGAGUUUGGCCUAAUCAUUGGAGGGCUCAGCUUAAUAAGGCGGUAUCGUUGUUAGGUGCUGGUGAAACUGAUGAAGCUAGAAAGGCGUUGAAAGAGGCGUUAAAAAUGACUAAUAGGAUUGAGUUGUAUGAUGCGAUUUCUCAUUUGAAACAGCUUCACAAGAAGAAACUGAAAGGGAAAGGAAAUGGAAGUGGAAAUGGGGAUGAGGUAUCUGUUGUAGUAGAACCGUCGAGGUUUAAGACUGCAGGGGAAAAAACAAUAUUAAGGCAAGAACUCGCUACUGCACUUAACAUUCGGGCUUUUCAAAAAACAACAAGGUUGACCCGUUGUGAUGUUGAUGCCCUUAAAAAGGAAAUGAACGAAAAGGAGACUCCAUUGGUGUAUUCAGGCAAUGGUUUGCCUGAAAAAUCUAUACGUAAGGCGUCUUUAGAGAUUGUCCUUAGAAGGCUACUUAGUUUCUUGAAGCCCGAAACUUUUAUAGGAGCUGUGAAGGCAAUCAACCUCAAAAUCCUCACGGUUCUAGAUGAAUCAGAAUCAGGCCGGGUUGAUUUGGGUAUGUUUUUUGCAAUUCUAGCUCCUAUAUGUGGAGGUACACCAGAGAAACGAAAAAGGGUAGCAUUUGAUUCACUUCUUUGGCGACCUGUAAACCAACAGGAAGCUAACGGGCUAAUUAAAAAGAUUGAUGUUUUACGUUAUAUAAAGUUAUUGCGUUCAAUCCACAUUCCUACUCAAGGCACGAGCGAAUUGCUAGAGAUUCAUGGAGAAAUGGAUAGUUCAUUGAUAUCAUUUACAGAGUUUGUUACUAUGUUUGAUGACCCUGAUUGGGGUUUUGGUAUAAUGUCGUCGCUGUUAAAGCUUGAAACUUCAGACAGGAAUCGGCAUGGUAAACAAUCAUGUAGUGUUUGUCGAUAUCCAAUAAUAGGAUCAAGAUUUAAGGAGAUGAAAUCACAUUUUAGUCUUUGUAGUCAAUGUUACAGUGAAGGAAAAGUGCCUUCAAGUUUUAAAAACAACGAAGAAUAUCGAUUUAAAGAGUAUCCAAAAGAAAGUGAUGCAGUGAAAGAUAAGUGUUUAUGGUUUAGUAAAAGCUCUUCAGGUACUACUAAUUUGUAGCUUUGUGUGUAUUAUUUGAUGCGUGUAUAUUCUUUUAGUUGUUUGAUUUGUGAUAUAUAUAGGUCGGAAAUAUAUGUUUAUAAAUCUAAUGUGCCAAUGUAUGAUAAUAUAUCCCGAAUUCUUUGUUUAACAACCAUCAACAUGUUGUAUUCUUUUUCAUUUGAACCUUGUUUUCGACAUCAUAA